AUGUCGUCGACGGAGGCUGAGGAGGAUGCGCCGUCAGCAUGGACCACCGAGCCUGCGCCGGAAGAUGGAGGGGACGACGACUUUGGCGACUUUGAAGAGGGUGAUGUGCCGGCAGAGACGAGCGCACCAGCGCCUGUAGAGAUGCCUUCCCUACCACUAAGUACGGAUGCUCAGGAUCCCCACAUGCGUGACGCGAUUCGCGACGUGCUUCCGUACGACUUUACGCAUGUAGAGGGUGUACAAGGCAAUGUGGUGGAAGAAAGUAUGCGUCAGGUGGAAGGACUGUCCCAAAUUCUUGUGUCGGAGCGCAGUCGAGCCAUGUUCCGUGAGCUCAGUACGCAUGACGUGACCAAUGCGACACUCGACUGGCGUCGAUCUCACACACGGCGCCAGUAUCUCAUAUCGUUGGGCGUGCCCAUCAAUCUAGAUGAAAUGCAGGGCCCCACAAAAGAGGUGCUGCCGCCGCUCGAGCUGCAUGUGAACAGCCCGUCCGACCACGCCCAGGACGCUGCCCAUGAGAGUCUGGGUGAUCGGCGGCGCCGGGAAAUGGGUCUACAAGAGCCAUCGCUUCCCACUGGUCGUAUUGAAACGAUUCUUCACAUGUCAGAAGAUGACAUCAAACUGCUUACGCUACCCGAGCUCCGUGAAUUGGUGCGGGAGGCGGAAUCUCUUUCGAAACGCAUGGGUGACGCACUGCAAUACCACCUGGUGAUGCGCGAGGCAUUUACGUCGGAUAGCGAAAUGUUUCAUGGCAUCAUCCGCGACCUAGUCGUCGGUGCGUCACACAAGGUCGCGGCGCGCGCUAAGCAGGACAAGCGCAGUGGCCUUCUACGACCGCUGACGCCAGGCGCCAAGUAG
This is a messenger RNA of Malassezia restricta, 858 nucleotides long. RefSeq lists its product as uncharacterized. The coding region runs from base 1 to 858 and encodes 285 amino acids. The record is from RefSeq and is a predicted model, not a curated record. Lineage: Eukaryota; Fungi; Basidiomycota; Malasseziomycetes; Malasseziales; Malasseziaceae. The transcript has a single exon.